CAACGAGGGUGGAGCUCCGAGCGCAGCGCAUGAGUGUUCGUCUUUUGCAGUGGCGCGAAGCCGCGGAAGGGGUUUCUUUGGACUGCCCGGUUUCACCAAACCCUCCGCUUCCACUCGGCGGUGGCCGGAGCCGGGAAGCGCCCCCUUAAACAAGGAAAUUCUUCCCUGCCCCAGCCGCUCUGCUGCAGCUUGCAGGGGGUCACCUCCGUCCACCGGGGAGGUUAUGAAGCUCACUAAAGCCCAGUACGAAGAGGUGGUUCAGUUCCUGGCUCAGGUACCGCCUACCAGGCAGAGCCUGAGAAAACUGAAGGCAAAAUUCCCCAGUCAAUCGCAGUCCACUCUGCUGAGCAUCUUCUCCCAGGAGUACCAGAAAUUAAUCAAAAGAACGCACGCAAAACAUCAUACACCAGAGGCAACUGAAGCUUACUAUCAAAGAUACCUGAAAGGUGUGUCUAAAAAUGCAGCUUCUCCUGUAUUAUUGGAACUGGCCAAUGAGGUGGAUUUUGCCCCAUCACUUAUGGCUCGAAUUGUGUUAGAAAGAUUUCUACAAGAGCAAGAUGGAUCAGUACCUUCAAAAACUCUCAUAAACAGUCUGCUACGGGAUCCUUCUCAGAUUCCAGAUGGACUCUUAGCCAAUCAGGUCUAUCAGUGCAUUGUGAAUGACUAUUGUUAUGGACCAGUGGUGGACUGCAUCAAACAUGCAAUUGGAUAUGAACAUGAAGUCUUACUGCAAGAAAUGCUUCUGGAGAGAAAUAUAUCAUUUUUAGCUGAAGAUCAGUUACGUGCAAAGGGUUAUGACAAAACACCAGACUUCAUAUUAGAAGUGCCAAUUGCUGUAGAAGGUCACAUCAUUCAUUGGAUUGAAAGCAAAGCCUCUUUUGGUGAUGAAUGCAGCCAUCAAGCAUACUUAAAUGACCAGUUUUGGAGUUACUGGAACAGAUUUGGUCCCGGAUUAGUGAUCUAUUGGUAUGGAUUUAUCGAGGAACUAGACUGUCAUCGCACCCGGGGUAUCUUGCUCAAAGACUGUUUCCCGACUGACAUUGCUGUCCUUUGAGGCAGAAUGGCUGAGCCACGAAGGUGGAAAAGGCAAAUCCGGAAGCAAUUUUAUUUUCCUGAAGUAUAAACUACUGGCAACAUCUGUCCUGAACUUCAGCUGAACUCUUACUGGCUGGGAUCACCCUACCACCUCUUUAGACAAACACGUCAAGAGUCUCUGUUUUACUUCAACCCCCUGCUGAUGCAAGCAGCCAAAAAAUACCGACACAGCCCCAAACAUUAUCAGCAUUUCUGCCUCUGUCAAACAGUUUAUAGAUAGCUGUAAUCUUUCUUCCUUCCGGAUGGCUUCUCUUUGCACUUUCAACAAAAGAAGAAAUGUAGAGGUCAAAAGGUGUGGUUUUUAGUUUUCCUCCCUAUAGCAGAGUCACCUUAAAAAAAGAAAAUGUCUUCAGUCCCAAAACUUUUUCCUGGUAAAUGUUAAAAAUCUUGCUAAUAAAAAGGUAAUUAAUGUCAAUCUCCAUUUUCCCAGGCUCAUUUUGGGCCAAAACAGGAUAAAAAAGAAAUUCACUCAUUGGUGCAUUGUUCUAAGCCUGAAUUUCUUGACUUUUAGGAUAUUACCAAACAGUUGACACUUCUAUAAGUAUCUAGUGUUGUUGAAAGUGGAAACAUAAAACUGCAGAAAUGCUUUAUCUUCAAACAAAAAGCUUCUAUAUUGUUUCUUGAAUUAAAACGUAGGCAUGUUUAUGGAUUUUAGAAGAUGUAACGGACAUUUUAAUGCUGAUGUUUUAAAGCAAAAUAAAGUGGGUCAUUGUUUUAACCUU
Molecule: messenger RNA, 1817 nt
Organism: Pantherophis guttatus
Lineage: Eukaryota; Metazoa; Chordata; Lepidosauria; Squamata; Colubridae
Gene: CDIN1
Product: CDAN1 interacting nuclease 1
Biological process (GO): erythrocyte differentiation
Cellular component (GO): nucleus; cytoplasm
Source: RefSeq, a predicted model, not a curated record